Phaedon cochleariae (mustard beetle) is the source of this 3361-nucleotide messenger RNA. Lineage: Eukaryota; Metazoa; Arthropoda; Insecta; Coleoptera; Chrysomelidae. The record is from the annotation of a GenBank genome assembly.
AUAAGAUAACAUUUUGUGCAACCUGCUACAGUACAAAUUCCUUGUGACCCAAUGUGGUGAUGGAGCCAAAUAAAAUAAGAAGAUCCAAGAGUCAGGACAGUGGUUUGAAUAAAAUCAUAAAUUUCUUCGAAAUAAAACGACCAGCAAAGUCCACUAGCAACUCUUCGAGUUUACCACGGAGUAGCAGUAACUCAAAUGAAAAGGAAACUGAAAAUGUCAUUGGAGACAAAAUGUUUAUCAGACGCCAUAGUCAGUAUUCCACUUCACGAAAAAAUAAAUACAAGAAGGUAACAAAAGAAGUAAACCACAAAGAAUGUGAAACUAAGAAAACAUUUGAAGAUAUGUGUAGAAUGUACGAAAAUAAAAAUGUAUCUUCAGAAGAGAACACAAAAAAAUUGAAUUCUGUAUCAGAAGCUUCAUCAACACAUGACGAAUAUGAUGACAGAAAACAGUUACUUGCAAAAAUAGCAGAACGAGAAGCAAAACUCGAAGAAUUAAAUAGUAUUGGGGAAGCAGACGAAAUAAUAAAGAGAAUCGUAGAAAAACGAAUAGCUAAAAUAAUGACGGAGCUCACGAUCUUAUACCAGCGAAAAGAAGUCAAGCUAAGAGACAGAAGGAAGAUUACUAGUUUUGUGGAAGCAGAGAACGAAAAAGAAGCUGAAGAGUACCGAAAGAGCUUGAUCCAAAAAAUGGACUAUGAAUUCGCUAAUAUGAAAGCGGACGGCUUCAUGGACGAUGAUGAGCACACAACUGUCGGAAGCCAAUUUAUUUUCAACCAAACUGAAGAAACAGAUAAUGUGGCUCGUUCGCAACACUGUGGUUCACCUCAUCUUAGAGAAGAUACUUUCUUAGACAUAAUGAGAUACAACAGCAAACAUGUUUUAGACGAUGCUAUCAGAAAAUCAGACGACUCACAACACACCAUUCAGAAUGAAAUUAUUGAAGAUGAAACCAAAGGAAAUCCCGAUCGAAUACUACUUGAUGAUGAUGAAUUCAGCGAAAGUCUAGGCGAUGGUAUUGAAGAUGGCGUUACCGUUGUUGAAGCUUAUAACGAUGAGGGCAGAGAGCUGAUAGAAAUCAAAGUGAUAUUCGAUAGAAGGACAAUAGCUCUAGGCACAGAAGAACACAUCGAGGUACCAAUAGAAGAAUCUCAGAUGGUGUUCUACCAUCAGGAAGAUAACAACACCUAUGAGUUACUCCAUGAUACAUUAGGAGAUGAUUUCAUUACGGAAAAGGACUACCGUGAGGAAAUUAGAAUAUAUCAGAAUUAUACUGAAGACAAUGACCUAAUUGGUCCGGAUGAACAUAUAUACGAAGAUAUCGAGGACCCAAGAGAAAAACAGCAAAUGAAGUUUUACCAGGGAGACCAUGACACAGUCAGAGACGAUUUCGAUAAAGAAAAAGGUAGCCGUGAAGAUAUACGCUCAAUUCAGAACGAUAUUGAAGAAAACAAUGUGUUUACCCCUGAUGGAGAUAAUCCCGCACAACACUUCUUUGUUUAUAGUCCUCCUGCUUCAAACAGAUCAACAGUUUACUCUGGUACCUCCAGGGAGAGUUCAGGAUUCGAUGAAGACGAUGAAAGUAUAGAAUUAGGGAAGAACAAUGACGAUCCAGUAGUUUACAGUAAUGUGAGGAGAGAGACCUUUUGCGACGAUAAGGGGAUCAUACGUAUUGAGAGGGUGGCAAAUCAUGGGACAGUCCUCAAGUCUAAUGCAUCAACUGCAGGACAUGGAGAUUCUUCGCCUGUUAGUAGGAGUAAUUCUACCACGCCAGCAAGACAAUUGCAAUACAUUGUAGACGAAAUUGUAACAACGGAAAGAAAGUAUGUUGAGGAUUUAGGCAAAAUAAUCAAAGUGUAUAAGCCUUAUAUUGAAGAUAAUACUCCCCCACAUUUGGUUGGAAUGGCGGGAUACCUUUUUGGUAACAUUGAAAGAAUCCACAGGAAGCAAACGAAAUUCCUGGAGGCAUUGGAAAAAUGUAGUCAUUAUGUUAAUGGCGUCGUCAGAUGUUUCAUAGACCACAAAUCUGUUUUCGAGUUAUACCAGUUUUACUUCAGGAACAAACGAAAAGCAGAUAUAUUGUUGAAAGAUUUCAACUUGGUUAUCAAGGAUAUGCAAGAAACAUUCGAAGAACGACUUGAUUUCUCAGCAUAUCUACUAACUCCUGUCCAAAGAUUAGGCAAAUACAUUCUCUUCCUAGAAAACAUAGAAAAGCAGCUGUCUAAGCUCAACCAACCCAUUGAGACUGUCCAGGAGGCACUUAACAUAGUGAGAAGUGAAAUGACCAAAGGUAAUGAUGCAGUAGCGGCAGAAUCUAUAGAAAACAGUCCAAUAAGCAGACUAGACUAUGGAUCCUUUAAAUUGAGGGAAAAAUUCAGCAUUAUUAAACCCAGGAAGCUAGAGGCGAUGGUAUUUUUGUUCGAAAAUGUUCUUGUCUUCACCACCAAUGAUCAGAGGAAUUUGGAAAUAUUCAACUACUACGACAGUAUCAAAAUGACUGAUUUGAGGAUAGCCACGUUCGAAGAUUACACGAUUCAUUUAACGGAUUAUACAAAGAGUAAAAAAAAGAAUAAUCUUGCCAAAUAUACCUACGUUUUAGAAGCAAAAAACGAAAAACUAUGGAAUGUGUGGAAAAAAUGUAUAGAAGAUGUUCUGUGGAAGCAACUAUAUGAGGUGAAAGAAUCUGUGAAGGUACCGUCACUGGGUCGUUAUAAAAGACACACAGAUCGGAAUCGCAUAAAAUCGACAGGUAUGUGGACAAAGGAUCAUCGAUUUUUUAUGUAGAAUAGAACAAUUAGAAAACCAGAAACUUUCGUUUUUUCAACAGAAAUAAUUAUUUAUGAGUAUUCCAUAUAUUAGAGUAGUUAUAUAGGAUAGCUGCGACUUUAUUUCGAUUUUUCGUUGAUAUAAACUACUACGAGGAUAAUUAUUUGAGGAUUCUGUGUAAAUUGGAGAAAACCAUAUAAAAACAAUUGAAAAUACCAUAAUUGAAAGACCUUUCUGUUAACUUUCUCCCAAGCUUUCAUUGAUUUUUUUAUCAUAUUGUAUAUUUAUAUAAUAUAGGUAUUAUUCAUAUUUAUUUAUUAUCAUAGAUUUAAAAUAUCUGUUAUUACAUAAAACUUGAUAAAUGUACAUAUUUAUAAUAUAAUCUAGGUACGAUUUAUUUAUCUAUCUUCUGUGAUUAACAAAAUAAAUUAUAAAAAUUUCCAAAAGAAUAUGCUUAGAAUCAUUGAUAGAAUGAUGAUGUAUACCUUCCCUAACAACACAGAAAUGUCCUAGGUAUGUCCCCGUUUUGUCCAGCGGUACAAAGACAUAAUUGGUGCAUCCCUACAGUGGUUGUCCAGUGGACAUCCUGCCCGGUA